Lucilia cuprina (Australian sheep blowfly) is the source of this 825-nucleotide messenger RNA. Its product is annotated as dynein axonemal heavy chain 12. The record is from RefSeq and is a predicted model, not a curated record. Gene Ontology annotation, molecular function: dynein intermediate chain binding; minus-end-directed microtubule motor activity; dynein light intermediate chain binding. Bases 1 to 714 code for a protein of 237 amino acids. NCBI's taxonomy places the organism in Eukaryota, Metazoa, Arthropoda, Insecta, Diptera, Calliphoridae. Gene Ontology annotation, biological process: microtubule-based movement. Gene Ontology annotation, cellular component: dynein complex. The transcript has 2 exons.
AUGUCUAUGUCCCUAUCGGACAUUGAUGCUCCUAUUUUCGCUAACUCAACAGCAAUACAGUUGUUGGUCGAUCCCCUGUGUCCCCGUACCCAUUUGAGCACGAUUGUUGAAUGUCUCUCCAUCCUGUUUAAGGAUGCCCUGCAUUCCUGGACUAGUUUAGAUGUAGUAUAUACACCAAUCGGGGAUUUGAUAGCAGCUUGGCUAUCGAAAUGGUACGAAGAAGGUCCACCAACCACCUAUUGGCUAUCGGGAUUUUUCUUUACUCAAGCAUUCCUAACUGGAGCACAGCAGAAUUUUGCCCGAAAAUAUGUUAUACCUAUCGACUUACUUGUUUUCGACUAUGAAGUCUUGCGAAUUGAAGAAGAUCAAAUUGCCGGAGUAAAUGCACCCGAAGAUGGUGUUUAUGUUUAUGGAAUAUUUCUAGAAGGAGCCAGAUGGGAUCGCAUUGAAAACUAUUUAGCUGAAUCACAUCCACGUGAACUCUUCGAUCGUAUGCCUUUAAUAUGGAUGAAACCGGUAAAGAAAUCUGAUCUUAAAGCUAGACAUAUUUAUGUGUGUCCUCUCUACAAAACAGCCGAAAGGCGUGGUGUACUCUCUACUACGGGUCAUAGUACAAAUUUUGUAGUUGGCAUGCUUUUGGAAUGUAAUCCAAAUACUGAUAUUUCGCAUUGGAUUAUUAGGGGGACAGCUUUAUUGUGUCAGUUGAGUUUUUAGUUGCAAUUUUUUGUGGUGUAUGUUAUUUUGUUUCACAAAUUAUUUUAUUUUUUAAAUAAAUGUUAUUGUAUGUAAUUUUAUUAAAAUAAUAAAGGAUUUUAUUUUUUUUUA